This is a messenger RNA of Phytomonas sp. EM1, 2964 nucleotides long. NCBI's taxonomy places the organism in Eukaryota, Euglenozoa, Kinetoplastea, Trypanosomatida, Trypanosomatidae. The record is from the annotation of a GenBank genome assembly.
AUGAUCACGGCAAGGUCUGCUUAUCAGAUAUAUAAAGACACUGAGAAGGAUGGCACAAUAUCCGCGUUUAAUUCCCUUCCAACUGAAGCCUUUCUUCCUUACAAAAUUGAAGCUGCUGAAGAAGUUUUAGUGGGAUCCCUUGACUUCAUGGAAUCUGCCAGCAAUGAGGAUAGGUCUGUGUUUGCAGUCUCAACGCUGCACGCAGCGGUUUCGUAUCUCUCGCUUUUUGCCUCUUACACGUCGUUGCAGGCUCGCUCCCAAGCCUUGCGGCGCAUCACGAUAAAUUAUGACGCCCUGAUCCGCGCGGUGACGAUGUUCGGCAACGGUGAUGCAUCUUUAGUUUCUAUAGUGAAGCAAUUCGUGGUUGGUAACGCAUCAUUAGAGCCGAUCACGCCCUCCUCGAUCGUUGAGUUAGAAUCUGCCUUCAAUACACUCGAGAAGCAUUAUCGUCAGGAAGCUAAGGAGUCUGGCCAAGUGGUGCAAGCACUGCGUAAGAAGCCCCCGGUGAGUUCUCAUUCUCCUGCAAAGGUGCGCUCUACCGACAAGGGCCCGUCGCCAGCCCGAGGUCUGCCUGAUGCGAUUGAUUCAGGUGAAAAGGCUGUGAACGACACAGUGUAUUUAACUCACCCAGAAACCAGCAAUGGAAGUCUUAACGAGACGAGUAGCCUUCCUCUUCGGAAGGGUGGGAAUAAAAAUGGACCGAAACUUGCCAACGGAAAGCGAACCACGCGCUCGCUAUCUAAUGGUACCAACCCAGAGGAGCCCAUACUCAAAAUUGAGAAGCUCGAGGUCGCGAGCACUGGGAACACCAAAAAUGCUGCCACCGCGUCGGCAAAGCAUCGCUCCAACAAGUCAACCUCUUCCGCUCCUCUGGUUGUUUUUGGACGCCUUCGAGCACUUACGACCGGAGAGAAAAAAGUCGUUGCGGCUCUCAAUCAGGUGAUACUAGUUCUUGCGCACGUCUACGCAACACAGUUUAACGAUUUAAUCAUUAUUUUUGACCACCUGCAGGAGCGCAUAAGUGCCAUUCAGAGUAUCAUAGACAAGGAGCUUGAAGCAUACAAUGCAAAGGAGGAUAAAAAGCCACCUGAGCCCUUUCACGAAGUUGAGCUGAGGGAACUCAGGGCAGCGCUAGAUGCUUCUGCUGCAAUAUUUCGUCAGGAGCCAGAUCGGCGCUACGAACUCGAUGAAGAUCUGCUAUAUCCCAUCGCGUAUGCGUGCCUUAAGAUUAUCAAUCAAAUCGAGGGGUAUAAUACUGCGCCAUUUUGUGAACCAACCGACGAGGAGAAGGAGGCGAAACGAGCAGCGCGUGUCGCUGCCAAGGUGAAGAGGGAUGAGGCUGAGCAGAAAAGCAUCGAGAAGGCUAAGGCCAAGGAGGCGAUGUUGGCAAAAAAGAAUGAAGAGCGGCAUUUGCUGCGGCAAUUUAUCGAGGGCAUCACAAUUGGGGACCAACUCGUCGAGGAUACUGAGAUUGUGAAUCCCGCCCAGAGCGCUUUUGUUCAGUAUGAGCUCCAUCUUCCCCUCGAACCAUUGGAAAACUUCCAAAAAGCUCUUUCCAUAUGGACAAUGCUUGUAUCCAUUCCCCAGACGCUCUGCCUUUCACGGAUGCCUUUCUCAUUGUUUCUGAAAGGUCUUCAUAUGGGAGACCAAGAUAAUAACGGGCUCAUGGAAGAGAUCACGCGCUGCCUCUUGGAUGUUUGUAUGGAGCAGGUUCGCAAUACGUCUCCCAGUCUACCGCGCAUGUCGACUCGUGGGAAAAAUUGGUUUGAGGCUAUGGUUGAGUUUGUGGCGCUAGCGAGCGGUAAUAAACAACAGCGCAACCAACGGGGACGACACCUAUCUCAUGCCACGGAAAGUGACAAGGAAAGUGAAAAUGAUGAGGAUAGUGACAGUGAGACUUCCUCUGAGGCAAGUCCAAGUUUUGACGGCGAUACCUCGGAGGAGGAGGAAUCUGAUGAUGAAAAAUCGGAGGCGGGAUCGGGAUCUGCCCAACAGACUCGCGUGAAAAAAAAUACGGAUGAUGCGAAAGUGCCGCCCUCUGAUAAAGCUGAGGAUGAGGUUUUGGGGUUUGAUAAAGAGCUGAAAACCACCAUGGAGCACAUUACGGAGCUUCGGGUGUUAGCCACGUGGGGUAAUCUGAGUAUCGAAGAUCGCCUAAACUUGCUCAACUUUCUUGUUCGUGAGGUCCUCAGCGGCACCAAAGCUCGUAAGGAAGCGGAAGAAUUGCUUAAGAUGAGCGAGAAACGCGUAACAAUGAUGGAAAAGCGUCUUCGCGAAAUUCGAGAAGAGGCAGAGAAGGAGGUUAAAAAUCUUCUCAAAGCAUUUCGUUGUCCUCCUCCAAAUGGAGAGAAGGAAACGGAUAAUCUUGACGCGAAGGAUUAUGAAAUCAGGCGAGCCAAAAUUCUGAAGGAUACGGAAAAAAAACGCCACGAGGUGUACAUGGACUUUUAUCAAGACUUGGACAAAACUGAUGUGGGUUCCAUCAUACAACCUCUUGGGAUGGAUCGAUACCGUCGCAUGUACUGGCGUUUUCCCUUCAAUCGCGACGUGCAUGUCCAGACAAUUGAUGCGACAGUACCGGACUUUCCCAUUCUUCCAGAGCCCGAGGAAUUCAUCGCAAAGAAGCAAGCAUUUUUGUUGUUUGAUAAUGAAGAAGAUUUAUCUCCUUCCCAUUUCAAUUUACGUCGGGAACAGCACCUGUCUAUAAAGUCUCCACAAACUAUGGAGCCAAAUAGCGGAGAUAAAGGACCGUCACAACGACACUGGGGUACCAUUCCGGCGUACUACUUGCCCUCUUUUGUAAAAGGACUUGAUUGGCGCGGCGAGCGGGAAGCCCGCCUACGCAAAGCACUAGAGGAAUUCAUACCGUAUUCACAAAGCGCAAAUCAAUCUACCUCAGUCCGUAUUACACGAUCCCGUGCACAUGCGCUUGGCUAUGUGAAUCAUUUGAAGGUUUCCUUCUAG